AUGGGAAUUAAUUCAUAUGAUCCACAAAUUAUUCCCUUAUUAGCAGAUAUUGCUUUUGCAAUAACUGAAGAUCUAAUAUUAAGGUCUAAUGAAUAUGCAAGAAUAAAUUCAAGAGAUUUUAUAGAAGAAAUAGAUGCAAGAAUGGCUAUAAUGGAAUAUAUGGAAUCUAAUAUAAUGGUUCAACACUCCGAUUCUGCUAUGAGAUCCCUUUCAACUGAAAUUAAUUCACUUCCAUUACCUAGUGUACCUAAUAAAGGAGUAUUAAGAGCAUGGUUUCCUAAUGAAGCUAUUAUGACAACAUCUCCUAACUGGCAUCCUGAUAUAGAAUCAAUAGAAACUAGUCUUAAAUAUAAUUCAAAUAAUUAA
Molecule: messenger RNA, 366 nt
Organism: Cryptosporidium muris RN66
Lineage: Eukaryota; Apicomplexa; Conoidasida; Eucoccidiorida; Cryptosporidiidae
Exons: 2
Coding region: 1-366 (121 amino acids)
Biological process (GO): DNA-templated transcription initiation
Molecular function (GO): protein heterodimerization activity
Source: RefSeq, a predicted model, not a curated record